GCCUCGUGUGAACCCACCUUUAUCGUUAUCAUAACGUGUUAGUCAUUCUGUCACUGAGUGUGCCGAUUCAUUAGUAUUCGUUCUUUGUUUUAAGAGGAAAGAAGGAUUAACGAUUGUCAGCGAGUGAUUCACUUUGAAGAAAACUCUUACAGGCCUUAUUUUUAUUUAUUUUCUUAUUUAAUCUCUUUAAGAAAAUUUGUAAUAAUUUUUUUCGUUUACUUAAAACUGUUGUUUUUAAGAUAGUGCUAAUUAGGGUUAAUAGUAAACGUACUAAUUAGGGUUAAGAGUAAACGAGGAGUUUGAUUAGUGUUAUUUGAUAUUUUGUUUUUUCAUGUAAUAAGUGUAUCUAAAUUUAAUUGCAUAGCCUUAAAUAUUUAUUUCUCAUUGAUUGUUUGUCAUAUUUUUUUGUUUAAUUAUAGUGUUAAUUAGGGUUAAAUAGUGAGAGGAAUUUUACUAGUGCUUUUGUCAUUUUAUUUAUUGUCAUUCAUAAAUUUUUUUGAGUACAUUGUAUAGAAAUGUUUUUUAGUGACUAGUUAUUUAUUGUCUUACAGUAGAAAGUGUAUCAUUCAUGUGGUAGCUAGUAGAAUUUGGAAAUAUCUCAGUAUUGUAUUGACUUUGCUCUAUUUGAUCUUGGAUUAGCUUAUCUGUGUGCAUAUUAUUCAGAUAUUUAUUGCUAUUAGUCAUUUGUUAUAAGGAAAUCAGUUUAGAAUAUAUAACUGUGUCACAAUGAAUAUUCUUUUGAUUGGAGAUUCGAUGAUUAAACGCUUGGAAGAGCAUUUAUCUGAGGAUUUGGAUGUUAUUUUUUACCGAGGAACAACCAUUGAGAGGUUAACCAGUAGAAUUUCUAAAAUAAAGAAACACUAUGAUUGGAUUUUAGUGCAUGUGGGCACCAAUAACAUAUCAGUUGAUAGUGUAGAAAUAAUACUUCAAAAGUAUAGGUCACUGGCUAAUGAGAUUUUACGAGUCAAUCCAAAGGCAAGAAUUAUUUUCUCCAGUAUCAUUCCUAGAGAUUUUAAUUACUUUGAAAAUGAUUACUGGAAAACUGUUGAACAUAUAAAAAUCUUAAAACAUAAGAUUGUAGCUGUAAAUAAAGCAUUAGAAAAGUUGUGCCAUAAUGAAGAUGCUUUUAUCUUUUGCAGUUCUAACAAGCCAUCCUGGUCUGGUUUCCUGGGAAAAGAUGGUUUACAUCCUAAUAAAAGUGGUGAUCUUCGCUUGGCCAAUUAUUUCUGUAGGUUUUUAAAGAAAUGCAUUUCUUCAGAUAAUGCAUCUCGAAAGAGGAAAAAUUGCCAGUUGAUCACCUCGGGAUAUAUUUUGGAUUCUUUGGAGUUUCCUCCAUUGCCUUCCUGUGAUCAGCCUUCAUUUUCAUCAUCAUGGCCACAUGGUGCUGCUGUGCCUUGUAGCGAGGUACCAACUUUUGUUGACCCAGUUCCUUCAUAUGUUUCUUCUUUUCCAUCAGCUUCUCAAAAGGAUCAAAAAUGCCAAUCAGUUGCUCCUAAAUUCAUUUUGGAUUCUACUGAGUUUCCUGCAUUGUCUUCCUCAAGGCAAUCUUCAUUUUUAUCAUCUUGGUCUAAACAUCCUGCUUCUUGGCCUUUGGCACGACCAUCUGUUUCAGCUUGUGCAGUCUCAACCGCUUCUUGCUCUCUCCCACCCUCUCCGCCUGUGCCUCGCUCUCUCCCAGCCUCUCUGCCUGUGCCUCGCUCUCUCCCAGCCUCUCUGCCUGUGCCUCGCUCUCUCCCAGCCUCUCUGCCUGUGCCUCGCUCUCUCCCAGCCUCUCUGCCUGUGCCUCGCUCUCUCCCAGCCUCUCUGCCUGUGCCUCCUACUCUCCCAGCCUCUCUGCCUGUGCCUCCUACUCUCCCAGCCUCUCUGCCUGUGCCUCCUACUCUCCCAGCCUCUCUGCCUGUGCCUCCUACUGGUCAUGUUCAAUUUCUUAUACCUAUUGUUUCUUAUAUGCCUAUGGUUCAGUUCGUGCCAUUCCAUUCUGUUGCUGUGUCCUAUCCUCCAUUUUAUGUACCUGUUGUUCCACCAUUUCUACCUGCUGCUGUUUCCUCUCUUCCAACAUGCAGUCAGUCAGUUGUUGCAUGCACUCUGCAAACCCACUCUGAACCAGAACCUGCUCGCACAUCCCCAGUCCACUCUAAACCAGAACCUGCUCGCACAUCUCCAGUCCACUCUGAACCAGAACCUGCUCGCACAUCUCCAGUCCACUCUGAACCAGAACCUGCUCGCACAUCUCCAGUCCACUCUGAACCAGAACCUGCUCGCGCAUCUCCAGUCCACUCUGAACCAGAAGCUUCUCGCAUUUCCCCAGCCCAGUGUCGGCCAGCAUGUCCUUCUAACAAACUUGGAAAGGAUGAGUAUGGUCAAGGUUAUCCAGUUGCACAUUUUAUCACUAAUGAUUUAGAUUAA
This is a messenger RNA of Argiope bruennichi, 2406 nucleotides long. RefSeq lists its product as uncharacterized. The transcript is spliced from 4 exons. The record is from RefSeq and is a predicted model, not a curated record. Lineage: Eukaryota; Metazoa; Arthropoda; Arachnida; Araneae; Araneidae. Bases 727 to 2406 code for a protein of 559 amino acids.